UCCAUCGGACGCGUUCGGUUCAAAUGCUCCAUGUCGCUCGCCCAUUCGACCAAAACAAAGUGCGAGUAGGAAAUCGGGCGUAUAUAUGUAAUAUAACCCUUAUCCGUUGACACUGAUCGAAUCGAAUAUAGAGUCAGAAAAACAUAAAGGCCAAAACGAUGACGGAGCAGUAAAGGCUUGCCUGAAAAUCUUUCGCAACGCUGCUGCUCGGUUAAGUACUGAGGAGAUGACAUGACGUAAAACCAGAUUCAGAAAGCUCAAGUUCACUGCCAAGCAGAGUAACUUAAAGAGUAAGCAAAGGAGGUGAGAGCGCGAAAGCUUGAGAUUGAGCUUGGAGCUUUUGCAACGGCACCCACAAAACGCCAGCCGUGAAAAUAAUAAUGAGUAACGAAACGUCGGCGAGCGAGACAACACCGCUGCGGCGGCCGGAAAACGAAACACCUGACCAUAAAGAACUGGCCCAAAGUAACAGCAACAGUAGGCAAACAACGGUUAAUAGCAACAACAAUAACUACAGUGAUUCGGUGCAAGUGCGUCUGCAGGAGCAGGACAGAGAUAGCGACAGCGAGCAACAACAACGAACUGCCACCAUCGCCAUGGAUACCAACAAAAGAAUCCUCUGCCGCGUGGGCUUGGAUGUUUUAAUCUUGCUCUGCGCUGGCUUUCCCAUACUGCUGUUUUUCCUGCUGGGCGAGCCGUACAAGCGGGGCUUCUUCUGCGAUGACGAGUCGCUGAAGCACCCGUUCCACGAAUCCACGGUCCGGAAUUGGAUGCUAUACUUCAUCGGAGCUGUGAUACCAGUCGGCGUGAUACUCAUCGUGGAGGUCAUCAUUUCACAGAACAAGGCCAAGCAGGAUAAUGGCAAUGCCACCAGUCGAAGGUACGUCUUCAUGAACUACGAACUGCCCGACUGGAUGAUCGAGUGCUACAAGAAGGUCGGCAUCUACGCCUUCGGCGCUGUGCUCAGCCAGCUGACCACGGAUAUAGCCAAGUACUCCAUUGGCCGACUGCGUCCCCAUUUCAUUGCGGUGUGCCAGCCCCUGAUGCCCGACGGCACCACCUGCGCCGAUGCCAUCAAUGCGGGGAAAUACAUCCAGGAGUUCACGUGCAAGGGAGUUGGAUCGUCGGCGCGCAUGCUCAAAGAGAUGCGCCUCUCCUUCCCCAGCGGCCACUCCAGCUUCACCUUCUUCGCCAUGGUCUAUCUGGCGCUCUACCUGCAGGCUCGCAUGACCUGGCGGGGCUCCAAGCUGCUGCGUCACCUUCUCCAGUUCCUGUUCAUCAUGGUGGCCUGGUACACAGCGCUAAGCCGCGUAUCGGACUACAAGCACCACUGGUCCGAUGUGCUGGCAGGAUCGCUUAUUGGCUCCAUAUGCGCCUUGGUCGUGGCCAACUAUGUCUCCGACUUGUUUCAAAAGCCCAACACGAAGCCCUAUUUGGCGCGUACAGUGCAAGACAUGCAUGCAUCGCCGGCCCAGGCCAUAACGAUUACUACAAACUAACCCGCAGAAGUGCAAAAUAGCAAUUACAAGUUCCACGAGCUGUAGUCGAACCAAGGACUCGACGUGCUUACGGAUUUCUUUAUGGGGACAGUGAAGCCU
Molecule: messenger RNA, 1598 nt
Organism: Drosophila mauritiana
Lineage: Eukaryota; Metazoa; Arthropoda; Insecta; Diptera; Drosophilidae
Product: putative phosphatidate phosphatase
Exons: 7
Coding region: 381-1499 (372 amino acids)
Biological process (GO): phospholipid dephosphorylation; signal transduction; phospholipid metabolic process
Molecular function (GO): phosphatidate phosphatase activity
Source: RefSeq, a predicted model, not a curated record